Trichomonas vaginalis G3 is the source of this 1881-nucleotide messenger RNA. RefSeq names its product keratinocyte proline-rich protein-related family. The transcript has a single exon. The record is from RefSeq and is a predicted model, not a curated record. Bases 1 to 1881 code for a protein of 626 amino acids. NCBI's taxonomy places the organism in Eukaryota, Parabasalia, Trichomonadida, Trichomonadidae.
AUGAACAAGAGAGUGUAUGAAAUAGCCGGAACGGUAAUGCUUAUCAUUUCGAUCAUCAUGUACUUCAUUUAUUGGGGUGAUGAUUUCGUUCUCGAGAAAGGCAGAUUCCCAUUUGUUUGCAAUAAAGCAGAAAAUUAUACAAUAUCACACUUCGAAAACUCAUAUCCACCAAAUAAAAUUCUCAUUAUUGGUGGUGUAUACAAAAGCGGUAAAUCCAGAGCCCUACAAGAACUAUCUAAGAGAUAUUUAUCUUUGAAGCAAUUACCUGUCGAGAUUCAUAUCUCUCGAGCGAAUACAUUUGAUAACCUCGUCGACCUUGUUAAGAGCGAUCUCGUCAGGAACUUCAUGACUCUUUCUAAAACACUUCCAAGAUCUAAGAUGGAAGAGUUCUCCCAAAUGAACUGGAAGACACGUGCUUUCAACGAGAAGCAUGGUGAACUAGGAAAUGGCUUCGCAGGUGCCCAGCUUGCUGCCGAAAAUGCCCUUGAAAUGCUCCACAACAACAAAACAAUCAUUGAUGGAUUGAAUGAGCUUCUUGAUGUCUUGGAGAGAAUUAAUGAUAUUCUCCCAGUCAACAUCUUUAUCCAUAGCGCAGAUAAAAUAAAAGAGCUUAAAACAAAAGAUGGUCAAAAUAUCGGAAAGGUCAUUAUGGACUACGCACUCAAAUACUUCGAAAACCACUACAAGAAGCACUCUACUAUAAGAAUUGCAUUAGAAGUUAUUGAUUCCAGAAUCAUCGCAAAAGUUAAGGAUAUCAAUGGUGUCUUUGUUGUUGUUCUCAAAGAAAUCGAUAACCCAUUACAAACGAUGCAUUCGCUUGGCAUUUUCAGGCACGAAGAAGGAAAACCAAUUUAUAAGCUCGUUGGAGGCCAAACAGCAGCCCUUUAUCAUGCAUUCAUGGAAAAGAAGUAUGGUACUAACCCAUAUACAAUCGCAAAGAUGCAUUUCGAUGAAGAUUUCGCCGAAGUCAAGAAAUUAAUGACAAAUACAUCCAAUACAGCAUGGUUCGAUCUUUGCUUUGGUCCACUCUAUAAUGCAACUAAUAUUUCAUUCCUUGAUUCACUCUUUAAAGAAGGUUACGUUUAUUCCGACGAAAAUUCAACAACAUACGCAGGUUCUGCCGCUGUGAGAGCUGCAUUCUGCGCAAUUACUCCAAAGAAGUACAAGCCAAAGGAAAUUAAAGUCGAGAAACCAAAAUCCAAAGGAAAGAAAUCUAAAUCUCCUUCUCAAUCACCAUCUCCAAAGCCAACACCCACAUCUACGCCAACACCAUCUCCUUCUGCUACUCCUGUACAAUCUGCAAAGCCUUCUCCUUCUGUUUCUCCACCUAAUACUCCAUCUCCCUCUCCAACACCAGUUCCUUCUGUUUCUCCUUCGCCAUCUCCAUCGCCAAAGCCAGAAAAGAAGUCUGGAUGGUUCUCAAAGAAGGAAAAACCAACACCAAAACCAAAAUCAGCUGAAAUCAAAGUAGAAACUAAAGCUGAUUCUAAAAAAGUAACUCCAGAGAAAAAGGAAGAAAAGAAAGUUGAAACAAAGUCCGAAGAAAAGAAAACAUUAGAAAAACCAAAAGAUUCUAAGAAACAAGAUCAAGCAAAACCAGAAACAACUCAGCCAAUCAAAGUAGAGGACAAAAGUUCCAAAGUUGAUGAGAAGAAAUCCAAAGAAGAAGCGAAAAAGAUGAAAUCAUCUGAAAAGAAAGAAUCUAAAGGAUGGUUCUCCAAGAAAGAGAAACAAACACCAACUCCUUCUCCAUCUAAAUCUCCAGUUCCUUCUCCUUCUAUUUCUCCUUCUCCAAAACCAGAAAAGAAAGAAAAAGCAACUCCAUCUCCAUCAGCUUCACCUAAACCAGCAAAGAAAUCUGGAUGGUUCUCAAAGAAAUAA